This is a messenger RNA of Puccinia graminis f. sp. tritici CRL 75-36-700-3, 600 nucleotides long. RefSeq lists its product as uncharacterized. The record is from RefSeq and is a predicted model, not a curated record. Bases 1 to 600 code for a protein of 199 amino acids. The transcript has 2 exons. Lineage: Eukaryota; Fungi; Basidiomycota; Pucciniomycetes; Pucciniales; Pucciniaceae.
AUGGAUUCACCUUCAGGGGUUUCCUGGGUCCUGCUGAAUGGCUCCGAAUUAUACAUCAUCCCAGAUCUUUGGGAAGAUUCCAUACGAGGGAAUUUCGCGGCAUACAGCCAGUAUUUUGACCUAUUAGAUCCACCAUCCGGCCUUCCCAUGAGCCAAGCCGCCAUCCAGCUCGCUCAAUCAAUAUUUCCAAUCAUCAAAUUGGCCAAGCUCUUUUUUGCCAAAUUAUCAAGAAAGCCAGUGAAAGGAAAACCGGUACCACUCUUUACCGAGAUGUCUUCUCAGCAACUGUAUUCAUUACACAAAUCAUCCGAAGAAUAUGGAGAAUCCAUGAUGGAUUUGGUGUUUCACCUGGAAGAAGCUGAUCUCCAUCCACACACUUCUCUCUCCCUCAUUCGAGAUAUCCAAGUCCUGUCAACUCACUUUCAAUCUUAUGUGCCUCUUGCAGCACUUUACAUUGCUCCUCUAUUCCCAGACAUCAAUGGAGUUUCUGCUCAAAUUUAUUUCAAAACUUGGUUUAUCACGUGGAACACUUUGUUCUUUACAGCUAGUGAAAAUGAUAUCCAAGCUGCCAAUGUCUUUGCUCAGAAUCAUGACAUCUAA